AUGAAAUACCUUAAUUAUGAUUUCAUACCAUCAAAUAAUUUGAAAUACCUCUCAACCUAUACAUAUAAAGGAACUGAUCUAUCUUUGCUGUAUAAUUACAUCCUUUCACCAAUUGCUGAAUAUUGUUUGAAAUUUGUUCCUUUGAAUGUUGCGUAUGAUUAUAAGGAUUACAAUAAUAUUUUAGACCCAACGUUCUCACACUAUUAGGGCUAAUAUGCGUGAUAAUACCACACAUCUCAUUUUACUUAGUAAUGGAGGACAACUUUAAAGGAUCCAUCCCAAACUGGUUGUUAUGGUCAACAACCAUACUGCAUUUGCUUUAUAUGGUAAAAAUAAUGAGUAUCCCAGAAUUUUGAUAAUUUGGAUGGUAAACAAGCUAGAAGAACAAGUAAUAUAGAAUAUUAAACUUUAAGAAAAUUCAUCUCCACUUGGAAUGAUCUUAGACCAUAAUUUUGACUCUAUGAUCAUUUUAUUAUAAGGUUACAUUUUUCAUGAUUUUAGGUACAAAUCUAUCCACAGCUAUGCAAAUUGGAAAUAAUAUAUUUUCAAUUAUUCUUUACAUUAUUCCAUCAAUUCCUUUUUUUUUAAUUGCUCAUGAAGAAUAUUAUACACAUGAAAUGAAUCUGCCUAUCAUAAAUGCAGCUGCUGAAGGCACUAUCAGUGUAGCCAUAUUUUUUGUUGCCACUGCUUAUUUUGGUAACAUGCUUUAAUCAUUUAUUUUUAGGAUGUGAUUUUUGGCUAACUAAAUUGUCUAUUUUGAAUGGAAUAUAAUUUAAUCAUUUCAUUUUAUUGGUUUUUGCUAUGUCAGUUUUAAUAACCAUGCCCUCAGUGUAACAAAUUUAAAUAUAUUUUUUUAUAGUAUUUAUAAAAUAAGCAAAUUCACAUCAGUGUCAUCUUUAUUUAAACAACUUAGAUACUUUUUCUUUUUCAAUGCUGUAAUCCUUUAUAACAUUUAUUUCUCAAAAACUAAUGUUAUUGAACAACAUUUAAGAUCUUAUAUGUAUACUGUUGGUUUUACUAUGUCCAAAUCAGUGGGUAUUGUGGCUUUAAAUCAUGUAUGUAAUACUCCACUACCAAGUUAUUAAAAUUCUAUUUAUUUAUUCAUUCUUCUUUUAACAAAUACUCUUUCAGGAUAAAUUUUUGGAUAGGUUAUUUUAAAUGAAGGAUUAUUAAUCUAAUUUAUUGCUCUAUUGAGUAUUUUGAUUCAUCUUCAUUUUCUAUAUAAUAUUGGAAGAUAAAUAUCAAAAGAACUAAAUAUUAAAAUAUUUGAAAUCAAUAAGCCUAAAUAAUGA
Molecule: messenger RNA, 1292 nt
Organism: Paramecium sonneborni
Lineage: Eukaryota; Ciliophora; Oligohymenophorea; Peniculida; Parameciidae
Source: the annotation of a GenBank genome assembly